CCGCAUGCGAAAUUUUCCCGGACGACCUACCCGCCGGACUUCCGCCAAGCCGACCCGAAGACCACCGCAUCGAACUGGAACCAGGCGCACAACCGACAGUACAGCGACAAUUUCGGCUCAGCCAACCGGAACUCGAGGAAUUGCAGCAGCAGUUGGAUUACCUCCCGACGAAAGGUUUUAUCCGCCCAAGCACAUCCCCAUACGCCGCCCCCAUACUGUUCACACCGAAAAAAGAUGGCGGAUUCCGUAUGUGCAUCGACUACCGCGCACUCAACCGCAUCACCAUCAAGUCCUUUACCCGAUCCCGCGAGCCGAUGACCUACUCGACCAACUUCGCGGAGCCAAAUUCUUCUCGAAAAUCGAUCUGCGAGGAGGUUACCACCAAAUUCGCGUCGCCGCCGAUGAUUGCCACAAGACCGCCUUCCGAACCCGCUACGGUAGUUACGAAUACCUGGUGAUGCCCUUUGGACUCACGAACGAGCCCUCGACCUUCCAGAUAACCAUGAACGGUGUUUUUCGCGAACUCCUGGAUAAAUGCGUAAUUAUCUACCUCGACGACAUCCUAAUCUACAGCCGCAGCAAGGAGCAGCACUUAAAGGAUCUUGAUGCAGUCUUCACGUUGCUGCACAAGAAUCGCCUCAUCACGAAAGGGUCUAAGUGCGACUUUCUUAAGCAGGAGUUGGAGUUUUUGGGCCACGUCGUCUCCUCCGAAGGCGUGAAAAUCGACCCCAGAAAAAUCAAAACCAUACAGGAAUGGAAGCCGCCGACCAACCUCAAGGAACUCCAAAGUUUUCUGGGUUUUGUCAACUACGUCCGCCGUUUUAUCCCCAAUAUGGCUGGGUUAUCUGCACCGCUAACCGACCGAUUGAAGGAUCACGAUUGUUUUUGGUGGGGUGAGAAGCAGCAAGCUGCAUUCGAUCAACUCAAAAUCGCCCUCAUGUCGUUGCCCGUUCUUCGCAUCUUCGAUCCCAACCGUCCAUACGAAGUCGUCACCGACGCCAGCGACAUCGCCAUCGGUGCAGUUCUCCUACAGGAUUUCGGCGACGGGUUACAACCAGUCGCCUACGAAUCACGGAAGCUGCAAGGCGCGGAGAAAAACUAUACAGUGCACGACAAGGAAAUGCUGGCAAUCGUCCAUGCGUUCAAGACCUGGCCGUGCUACCUGACCGGAGCUGACGUCACGGUACGGACAGACCACAAAUCCUUACAGUACCUGCGCGCCCAACCGAACCUCAACCCGCGACAGAUCCGAUGGCUCGACUUUCUCGAGUCAAAUUUCCAUUACACCAUCACCUACAAACGGGGGGCCAAUAAUAUCGCCGAUGCCUUGACCCGCCCUACUGUCCAUACCGCCGCGAUACUAAUCGCCCAGUCCAACCCAUUACUGACCGGACUAUUCACCCACGGCUACAGAAUCGAUCCCUUUUUCCGCUCCGCUAUCCAUCAACAACAUACCACCGCUACUGGCCCGUAUUUUCAUAAGCGCGGUACCUCUCGCAUCUGGACAAUCACCGCCGAACAAACUACGCAGCUGUUCCUUGCGAACGUCAUCCGCCUGCACGGACUGCCCUCCGCCAUCAUUUCGGACCGAGACCCAAAAUUCACAUCGAAUUUCUGGCGUCACCUGUGGGACCAAUUCGGCACCAAACUCCAAUUUUCAUCCGCCUACCACCCACAAACCGACGAGCAGACCGAACGCGUUAACCAAACCAUGGAGCAGCUCAUUCGCACCACCUGUACUGACCCAUCGACAUGGGAGAAAUCCCUUCCGCUACUAGAAUUCGCGUAUAAUAACGCGACCUCAGCCACAACCAAUCAAUCCCCAUUCUUCCUCAACUACGGACAGGACCCGGUAGUACCCUCUACACCGAACAUCGAGAAGGUGGGGUAGUGUAAGGAAUUUCCACUCCUUA
Closterium sp. NIES-67 is the source of this 1913-nucleotide messenger RNA. Lineage: Eukaryota; Viridiplantae; Streptophyta; Zygnematophyceae; Desmidiales; Closteriaceae. The record is from the annotation of a GenBank genome assembly.